This is a messenger RNA of Neoarthrinium moseri, 1485 nucleotides long. RefSeq lists its product as uncharacterized. The coding region runs from base 1 to 1485 and encodes 494 amino acids. Gene Ontology annotation, biological process: ubiquitin-dependent protein catabolic process. NCBI's taxonomy places the organism in Eukaryota, Fungi, Ascomycota, Sordariomycetes, Amphisphaeriales, Apiosporaceae. The record is from RefSeq and is a predicted model, not a curated record. Gene Ontology annotation, cellular component: cytoplasm. The transcript has 4 exons. Gene Ontology annotation, molecular function: ubiquitin protein ligase activity.
AUGAGCCUCGAGCAUGUGCUUCUGUUCAGCAAUCCAUGGUUGGGCGGGAUCAGAGGCUCCAGCACCAUCCUGCGCAACAUCACGUCGCUUUCCAGCGCGAUAGCAUACUCCGAUCGCAUAACGGAGAACAUUACAACACUCUCCACGAACUAUGCUGCCAGCGACGGCAUCAUCCAGGGUCUACUCUACACGCCCGACAUUGACCCUGAUGACCCAUGCAGCGCGAGAGCUAGCCAGUACAUCCCGAACAAUGCCACGAAGCAAGAAAACCUCCCACCCACAUCAUAUAACCUCAUCGCCCUGGCGCCAUGGAUAGACCCGGACUGCACCUACUCGUUGUUGACGUCCACACGGGCCGACCAGCUCCGUGCCUUUAUAUUCUAUCUGCCGGGCAAUGAUACGUCGCAGCCCCCAGGCGCCGACGAUGCAGUAUGGAAGCUUGAUAACAGCAGCACGGGCAACUCUUGGAUAGCGAAAUACCGCUAUCCGAUCUAUGUUGUUCCGAGUGCCACCGGCUCCAGAAUGAUGCACGAGCUCAGCUUGUAUUCUGGCAACUUGACGCAGGUCCCAUACGGAGCCAACAUCACGGAGCUAUACCACCCCGACUCUGCAGAUUACGUGCGAAUAUGGACCGAAUUGAGGGUAUCAUUCGACAAUACCCCGUUGCCCAUAUGGGCGUAUGUUUUGAUCAUCUGCGGCGUGGUACUCUUGAUACUGGGAAGCACCUCUUUAAUGAUGCAUUGGAUUCAAAAUCGCCGCCGGGCAUCAUUGCGCCGCCGUGUAAAGAGUGGCGAGGUUGACCUGGAGGCCCUUGGCGUCAAGAGGUUGACUGUCCCGCCCGAGCACAUACUGAAUUUCCCUCUCUUCACGUACAAUUACGACCCACCGACCUCACCCAUGUCGCCGACAUCACCGUAUCCAGAGGAUGUCAAAGCUGCUUAUACUGCCACCAGUAGCCACGGAGCCUUCCCAAGAGGAUCUAUAUUACCCACUGAUUACCAACCUAAAUGUCACAUCUGCUUGGACGACUUCGAGUCCAAGGUGACCAUCAUCCGGGAGCUGACAUGUGGACAUAUCUUCCACCCGGAAUGCAUCGACGAGUUUCUUGGCGAAAUCAGUUCACUAUGUCCUAUAUGUAAAAAGUCCAUGCUGCCUAGAGGGUAUGCUCCGAAGAUCACAAACGGGAUGGUGAGACGAGAACGAGCAACCCGUCGAUUGAGGCCGCGCAUUGUCGCCCCGGCGACCUCUGAAGAACCUCGUCAGCGAGUCGACUCCUGGGGCAGCACGGUGAAGAGGCACCUUCGCAGCGCCCCAAGCUCCCCAACGCUUUCGAAACACCCAGUGAUCGAGUUGCCUGAGAGGGCCAAAGACCCCGAGACUGCACGCCAGCGAAUGCGAGAGCUUGCCGAUCCGAUCGACGAUCGUAGUGACGAUGGCAAUCCUCCAUGGAAACGUGCAGUCGCCAAGGUCUUCCCCUGGCCCUGA